CAAUAUGCUUGUCAAAACUUUAUUCCAUGGGAUGAGGAUCCGAAAAUAUUUUGCACAAAUCGUCAGACACUUCCUUAUGUCCAGAUAUUCAACUAUCGACAGCAAAGCUGGAAUAACGUUUUACAAAAUGUGUUGUCAGAGUAAAGAAUGUUUCAGUCGAUUUCCAUUCACACCAUUUAACCGAUUUGGAACGCCCGAAACUUCUCAGGAACUUGAAAGUCAGAAUUUCGCUCGUUCCGACAUAAGCCAUCUUGACGAUUUCGUUCGUAAUACUGUCGUCUCACUAUUAUUUGCAUCAGUUAUAUAUUUGAUCUAUCAUUUGCUUGUCAUACGACCAAAUGUUGUGAGAGAAUGGUCUGACUCUGCAGAAAGUGUAGAUCGAAUAUUAUUGAUGAUGGCUGAAAAACCGCCGAUGAAAAUUGUCAAGUUGGGACAUAAGGAUUCAGGAGGUUUCCCCAUCAGUGGGCAACAUUCCUUACUGGACUACUGUAGAGUAUUGGCCGCCCGUUCUUGUCGAGACCACAAUCUUCGAGAAAGUCAGCUGGUUGAUCCGAAUAUUGUUCGAACGAGAAUUCUUCGAAAUGAUCUCCGACUUGCGCGUGCAGCCAGAGAAAUUAAUUUUGUUCGAUGGAAAAUUGCAUAUAAUCGAUUGAAAAGAAACAAAAGAUAUGUGAAAGUCGGUUCAAGAUGGAUUUAUGUAUCGAAGAGUAUGGAGAGAAAAGAAUUUUUGGAAGCAAACUACAAAAAGCAACAAAUUGAAGCAUUGCAAAGCUAUCUAGGUGCACAGAAAAUGCACAUGAAGUUAGCGACCAAACAUCAUUUUGACUCGAAAUACGUAGGAGAACUCGAUAAAUAUGACAUCACUCAUUUGAUGAAUCUAUGCAAGAAAACUGAAGAUAUGUACAUGAUAUUUUUUAAAUCAACUGGUCUUGGACACGAGCUUUAGCAGGUGCUGAAACCGAUUGGGCAUGUUCCACACAAAUCAGUCUUCGAAGCAUUAUUCUACCACGGACCGUACUUUUAUCCCUGGCAGCCAAACGAUUUGAUUUCAUUAUUUGAUGAUGCUAAAGAAUUAUUCCUUCAUGAUAAUAUUUGUUUGUCACUUUCACUUCCAAUUGUCAUUAUUGGAGAGAUUAGAGACAGAUACGCCGACCUCCACCGCUGGCUACAAAUAGUUGGACUACCAUAUCGUCGGAAACUAUUAUUUCUGGGAGGAUACAUUGAACGUGGAUCUAGUAAUUUUGAAGAAUAUUCAGUGGAAUGUCUUUCUCUAAUCGCUUCACUCAAAAUUGCCUAUCCAAGGCAUGUAUUCAUGUUGAGAGGAUCUGCUGAAACUGCUUUCUCUUUUGCACCAAGAUUCAACGUUACUCUGGAUAAUGCUGUAUUCAGAGCUGCUCGUCAAAUGUGCAACUGUAUGCCAUUACUCGCACUUAUCUAAAAACAAUAUUUGACGGUUUCAAGUGGUAUCUCACCUCAUAUGAUCUAUGAUCCAUUCGAAAUCAAUUCACUCGAAAGACCUCUGAUUCCUGACAACUUACCAUUGAAUGUUAAAUAUAUUUUGUUUGGACAACCAUCUUCGACAAUGGCAAUAUUCGAUCACAAUUCAGAAAAAUCGACAUUUCGUUACGGUCUUCAAGCAGUUGAGGAUGUGUGCCGGAAAAAUGGGCUCAAGGCAAUUAUAAGAUCCCGCAACAAGUUGACAGUUAAUCCAUUUUUCUUGAGAAAUCAGAAAUUGAUCACGCUCAGCAGUUGUCCUUCUUCUUACUCUCAGGGAGUGGCCAUGAUGAUAGACGAGGGACUUGGAUGGAUGCUUUUCAAAUUGAAAUACCAAACAGAUGUAGUGAUUGCUGGAAGAGAGGACAGUGUUUCCGUGGAAAAUGAGCA
Messenger RNA from Caenorhabditis elegans, 1884 nucleotides. NCBI's taxonomy places the organism in Eukaryota, Metazoa, Nematoda, Chromadorea, Rhabditida, Rhabditidae. The record is from the annotation of a RefSeq genome assembly.